CUUAUUGUACUGUUAUUUGGGCACCUUUUUGCGGUAGCAGCAUCAAAGACUUCAUGAAGGCUAAGAGGAGUUCUUAAUUUCUUAGGAAAAAACCCAACAGUGUCUCUAAUGAACCAAAGAGUCUGUUUCUUCAAUCGAAGUGUUCUUUGUCAGACACAUCAAUCCUGACAUCGGCGUCCAGUCACUCUUGGGGUAGCGGGCCAUGGGGGGAGCCAAGGAGAUGAUGGAUAGCGCUUGAAGAGAGCAGCUGAGGGUCCUAGAGUUCUGACUUGCCUGUACGCUCCCAGUGGGGAAGGAUCUAAGACACAUGGAAUUGGUGUGCGUGAGCCACUAACAAGUUCUAUUUCGAUACCUAAACUUGAGUGUUAAUUUAAUAACGGAUGUCAUUUAUAACAAAACCAGAUUGAUGUAUUUACCCAAAGUAUAAUGCACUGCUUGGUUCAGCAUGUGAAUGUAAGGGGAAUUUACACUGUUGGGCUUAAUGUAAAUUAAAUUAACCUACCUAUCUUGAAUCUGAGUGUUUUUAAUAACUGGUGAAUUGGAUUGCUUUAUUAUAUUUGCUGGGAUGCUAGUUUUUUUCUCUAUUAAUACACUUAACUUGCAUUCUAGCUUCGCCAUUCAGAGACAGGCAUCGAGUGGUGGGUUGUGUGACAGUGUCUGUCAAUAGUGAAGACAAAUAGUGCCAGAGACACUUAACCCAUCCAAUCUCACCCAGGGUAUAGGAUUUGCCUCUGAAGCAGGGAGUGUCUGCAUUAAAAAUGACCUGUAGUUCUCUGCUUCAUAGAUGCUUCUUCAGCUCCUUCCUCUUCCUCCAUGGGCGGUGCUUGCAGCUCCUUUACCACCUCUUCCAGUCCUACCAUUUACUCUACCUCAGUCACCGACAGCAAGGCUAUGCAAGUGGAGAGCUGCUCCUCAGCCGUGGGGGUAAGUACCAGAGGGGUAAGUGAAAAGCAGUUAACCAGUAACGCAGUCCAGCAGCAGCAGUCAACGCCGAAGAGACACACAGUCCUGUACAUCUCGCCACCACCUGAGGACUUGCUGGACAACAGUCGGAUGUCCUGCCAGGAUGAGGGGUGUGGAUUGGAGUCAGAACAGAGCUGCAGUAUGUGGAUGGAGGAUUCACCCUCCAACUUCAGUAACAUGAGUACCAGUUCCUACAAUGAUAACACUGAGGUGCCACGUAAAUCGCGCAAACGAAAUCCAAAGCAGAGGCCAGGGAUCAAACGUCGAGAUUGUGAAGAGUCCAACAUGGAUAUAUUUGAUGCCGACAGUGCCAAAGCGCCUCACUAUGUCCUUUCUCAGCUCAGCACGGACAGCAAAGGCAACUCAAAAGCAGGAAAUGGAGCAUCUGAGAACCAGAAGGGAGCUGGAGGGAAGAAGACCCCAAUGUUGUGUGGUCAGUAUCCGACUAAGAGUGAGGGGAAGGAGCUGAAGAUAGUGGUACAGCCGGAAACCCAGCACAGGGCUCGUUACCUGACUGAAGGCAGCCGAGGCUCGGUGAAAGACCGGACACAGCAAGGCUUUCCAACUGUAAAGCUGGAAGGUCACAACGAGCCAGUGGUGCUGCAGGUAUUCGUGGGCAACGACUCCGGUCGAGUGAAGCCGCACGGGUUCUACCAGGCCUGCAGAGUUACGGGGAGAAACACCACUCCCUGCAAAGAAGUGGAUAUAGAGGGGACUACUGUUAUCGAGGUCGGCCUGGACCCAAGCAACAGCAUGACACUUGCGGUUGAUUGCGUGGGAAUACUGAAGCUGAGAAAUGCUGAUGUUGAAGCUAGGAUAGGGAUUGCUGGUUCCAAGAAAAAAAGCACACGUGCUAGGCUGGUAUUUCGUGUUAACAUCACUCGCAAGGACGGUUCAACUUUGACUCUUCAAACACCUUCUUCCCCAAUUUUGUGCACUCAACCAGCAGGAGUUCCAGAGAUCCUAAAGAAAAGUCUGCACAGUUGUUCAGUGAAGGGUGAAGAGGAAGUUUUUUUGAUUGGCAAGAACUUUCUAAAGGGAACAAAAGUGAUUUUCCAAGAGAAUGUUUCUGAUGAGAACUCUUGGAAGGCAGAAGCUGAAAUAGACAUGGAAUUAUUUCAUCAGAAUCACCUUAUUGUGAAGGUGCCACCAUAUCAUGACCAGCAAAUAACCUCAGCUGUUUCUGUGGGAAUAUAUGUGGUGACCAAUGCUGGAAGAUCACACGAUGUGCAGCCAUUUACCUACACUCCAGAUACAUCUGGUACUCUGAAUGUUAACGUGAAGAAGGAAAUCUCCAGCCCAGCCCCACAUUGUUCUUUUCAAGAGGCUAUAAAAGCAGUGAAGGCCACUGGCUGUAACCUGGAGAAGGUAAACAUUCUUCCUAGUGCCUUGAUAACUCCGCUCAUGCCAAGCAGUAUGAUUAAGAAUGAAGACGUGGCUCCAAUGGAAGUAAGUGCAGAGAAAAGAUCUCCCCCUGUCUUCAAGGCUUCAAAUGUGGUUGGACCAACUCAACAGACAUUGGAAAACAGUAUGUCCGGCAUAUCAACUUCUGCUUCCCAUUUACCUUCUGAAAAUGAAAACCAGCAACAAAUACAGCCGAAGGUGUAUAAUCCAGAGACACUAACUACUAUCCAAACACAGGACAUCUCCCAGCCUGGUAGCUUUUCAGCAGUCUCUACUCCGGGUCAGCUGCAGAACAGCGAUGCAUUAUUGCAGCAAGCUGCACAGUUCCAAACCAGAGAUUCCCAGCCCAGGGAAGUCCUGCAGUCAGACGGCACAGUAGUCACUUUGUCGCAAUUAACUGAUGCAUCACAACAACAACAGUCUACGCUCUCGGAACCAGCACAGGCGUUGCAGCAACAGAUUCCAUCAAGUAUUUUCUCAUCGGCAAGCGGCGUGAGCCAGUUACAGAACACUAUUCAGCAACUGCAAGCUGGGAACUUUCCAACUAACACUGCCACUGGCAGCAAUAGAAAUGUUGACUUGGUGCAACAGGUAUUGGAAGCUCAACAGCAGUUAUCUUCUGUCUUAUUUUCUGGUUCAGACAGCAGUGAGGAUGUUCAGGAUCAGCUAAAUGCAGAUAUCUUUCAGCAAGUUAGCCAGAUACAAAAUAGCGUCAAUUCCGGGAUAUUUUCCUCAUCGGACACGGCUGUCCAUUCCAGACCAGAGAACCUUUUGCCCGGACGAGCUGAAAAUGUUCACUCUCAGCCUGAAAAUGCAUUGUCCAACCAACAGCAGCAGCAACAGCAGCAGCAGCAGCAGGCGAUGGAGACUUCUGCGGCAAUGGUGAUAGGAAUCCAACAAAACAUUUGCCAGGCUGCAACACAGAUGCAGUCUGAUUUGUUCUCUUCAACAACUUCAGGGAAUGGAGCCCUCCAGCAAUCACCUGUUUACCAGCAGGCUUCUCACAUAAUGAGUGGGCUAUCGACAAGCGAAGACAUGCAAAUGCAGUGUGAAUUAUUCUCGUCAUCUCCUGGUGUUUCUGGAAGUGAGGCUACUCCUGCUGCUCAGCAGCAGGUCUCCAACAACGGGCCUACUAUGUUUCAGGCAUCAAAUUCUGCAGAUGGAGAAGAAGCUUCAGGACAGAGUAAACAGAUGCAAAGUACUGUAUUCCAGACCAUGGUUCAAAUGCAGCACAGUGGAGAAAGUCAAUCUCAAGUUAAUCUCUUUUCGUCCACCAAAAACAUGAUGACUGUUCAGGCGAGCGGAGCUCAACAGCAAGGAGGUGGUCUGUUCCAGCAGGGUGGAGAAAUCAUGUCUAUCCAGUCGGGAAGCUUUAUGCAGCAGUCUCCACAUUCACAAGCUCAGCUUUUCCACUCUCAGAAUCCUAUUGGUGAUACUCAGAAUAUAUCACAGGAAACACAAGGCUCUAUUUUUCAUAGUCCGAAUUCCAUUGUCCACAACCAGACCAGUACUAAUUCCUCGGACCAACUGCAGCCUCCGAUGUUCCACUCACAGAACGCCAUGGGUGUAUUGCAGAGCUCUUCAGUUUCUCAAGACCAGCAGUCUGCCAACAUGUUCCUUUCCCAGAGUUCAAUGAGCAACCCUGCAACUCAGGAAGAACAGAUGUCGUUCUUUACAAGCCCAAAUUCCAUUUCUCCUCUUCAGACAGCAACGAACACCGAACAGCAGGCUUCUUUUCAGCAGCAGACGCAGAUAUCUCAUAUCCAGAGUUCUAUGCUUCCCCAAGAACAGCCCCAGACACAACCUGCUCAGCAAGGUUUGUUUCAGUCUCAAGUGUCAUUAGGCUCCAUCCCAUCCAGUUCAAUUCCCCAGAACCAACAAGGAGCUAUCUUCCAGCCCCAGCAUUCGAUAGUCGCUAUUCAGAGUAGUCCUCCAUCUCAAGAACAGCAGCAGCAGCAACAGCAGAACAUGAUAUUCAGCAAUCAAAACGCAAUGAGUACAAUUGCUUCUCAAAAGCAAAACAUGAUUUUCAAUCCAAAUCAAAACCCAGUUACCAAUCAGGAGCAGCAAGGCCAGUCCAUUUUUCAUCCGCAGACUAACAUGGCAUCAAUGAACCAGGAGCAGCAGCCCAUGCAAUUCCAGAGUCAGACUACAGUGUCUUCUCUUCAGAAUCCUGGAUCCAACCAGGCUGAAGCACAGCAGCCAGCCAUCUUCCAUAACUCACCCCAGAUUCAGUUGGUCCAAGGGUCACCAAGUUCUCAAGAGCAACAAGUCACCCUCUUCAUCUCUUCAGCUUCCAUGUCUGCCUUGCAGAACAGUAUGAGCCAGCAAGAGCUGCAGCAGUCUCCGAUGUACUCUUCUCAAAACAGCAUGGCAGGAAUGCAAGGAACUGCUUCUCCUCCCCAGCAGCAAGCUGCUUUAUUUCACAACACAGCAGGAGGUGCCAUCAACCAGCUGCAGAAUUCUCCUGCUUCAUCUCAGCAAACAUCAGGAAUAUUCCUGUUUGGCAUUCAGAACAACUGUGGGCAGCUGCUAACUUCUGGACCAGCCACGUUGCCGGAGGAGUUGAUGGCGAUAAGUCAGCCAGGUCAGCCACAGAGCGAGGGACAAGCAGCCGUGCCAGCGCUGCUCUCCCAGCAGAUAGCCGAGACUCCUCCGCUGCCUUCAGCUAUGGCAACCAACCAGAAUAUUGAGAAAAUAGACGAUCUGCUUGUGUCAUUGCAAAACCAGGGGAACAAUAUGGCUGGCUCGUUUUAAUUAGUCAAAAAUUCCGUGAAGAAAAAAAGUGAUGAUUUCCCAGAUCCUCUCAGACCUUCCAACUCUGGAUUAGGCUGUGUGGAACUGAUUGCUUCUGUCAAAAAGUGGCCCUCUUCUCUAAAGAGCACACACGUGGCCAAUUGCAGCGUCUAGCACCUAAGGCUGUGACCGUAGUAUUUGGGAUUUGUAGUGCCAAUAAUGCUGAAAAGCUAUGCUUUGUUUUACUAGGGCAUGGGAUUGUACUGUUACUAGAGUCCUAGACCUCAUUAACAGUGGGGUGCUCUUCAGUGUAAAGCAUACCUGGUCAGUUAUUAUUGUCGUUAGAAGGUAAUCCAUGUUACCACGUUUACUUUUUUUCCCUCCUCUUCCUUCUUCACGUCCCCUCUUUUGACUAGAAAAGCUUCUGAAGCAGAAACAUCGAACGCCUGUGACACGAGUCACGACUCGUAGCUGUCAGUACGUGAAGGGAUCGCGUGUUUUACAGUCCAGCGGACAGCUAACGCUGCGAUUUUGUAAUCGCAGUAGGUGGCGAUGAAAAAUAUUGCUAACUGUAAUAAACAAGCAGAGAAUUGCUCCUGUAGCUAGCCAGAGGUGGGUGCUUCCCAUCUGAGCAGGCGAUUAACGGUUUUCCGUGUCUUUUAGGUGUAACUGUACAUAGAGCAAGGCUUUGGUGGCUCUAACAGCAGGAAGGAACGAAGGGGAGCUUUCAGUUACAGUUUGCUCUUAAAAUCUUACCCACUAAAAUACCUUCAGCUUGAAAGGAACGUUCUGCCUGGCCGAGGAAAGAACUGCUCUGUGUCUCACUCUGAUUGUAUGGGUUAGAGCUCGGCAAAGCUGCGUUAGCCGUUCUCAAACCAGCCUUCUCCCUUUCUUUCUUUUCAUGGUUUUCCUCCUCUCUCCCUCAGUUUCAUAUUGCAUUUUUAAAAAAGACGUAAAUAUCCUACUGGCUUUAACGAUCAGAAGCAGCUUUUAGGAAUCUAUGACGUAAAAUUGCUUAGUCAGUAGAAGCUUUGACAAAUAAUCAAGGACUAAGGAAAGAGGAAGCAAUUUCUCCACUGCCUUCUCAAUGCAGGAAUCCCCCUUAACCAGUCCGUUUCCAGCUCUUACUGAUGCAAACCUUCAGCUUGACAUUACUCCAAGUAGGGGGCAAAUUACAUCAUUUGGAGGCAUCCUUGAAAGUUUCACUGCAUCCUGAGCUGUUGCAUCUUCGUAGCAUAUAGAGCUCAUUGCAGUUUCAAAGUGAUUUUUUUUUUUUUCCCUACCAACAAUCCCCCAAGUCUAGUUUCUAGAUUGUCAUGUUUCGAUUAAAGAGAAAAAGUUAAAUAAAAUACCAGUGACUGAUGUUACCGAAUGUAAAAACAACCCACUCCAGACCAUGCAGUUGUAUUGUGAGGCUUGUGAAUUUUUUGGGUGCUCCAACUAUGCGGACAGUUUUGUGCUCGCUCACCACGGCCUCAGUCGGAUAUCUGUCCUCCUCCUCCUGCAGGUAGAAAGCUGUCGCAGCGGUUAGAGCCAAACAGCUGUCACGUACGGCUAUUACGCCUUGGUAGAGAGUAGUUGGUAUCACGUCAUUCUUCAUUUUUGUUAUUUUAAAUAACAAAGAACAGUCUGUACGUAGUUUUUCAGUUCCUGUAGUCUGUUCACCGUGUCGGUUUUUUUUUUUUUGCCCCGUACCUUGUGUGCGUAGUUGAGCCGUGUAGAGUUUCUGUUUGUUUAAUGGUUCUCCCUGUUUGUCGGUCUGUCAUCACGUUCACUCUCUCUUUCUGUCUCUCUCUUUCUCUCUCUCAUUGAGAGGCAUUGAAUUACGUUUUCAGUAGUAAGGCUUCUUGCCGAUAUGAAGGGAACUUUUCAGAAAGAGACCUGCUCUGGGUCAUUUAAUUUUGAAUACAGUUUUCAAUCGUUCAAGUUUUGGAUGGUUUAUAUCUAAUGUGUGUUUCAUUUUUUUGGAAAGCUAUAUUUUGUAUUUAGGAAAUGGUAUACUAUUUUGCUAUUUGUACUGAGUGAGUACAUUGGCAUAAAUAUAAAAAUUUAUAUAUAUACAUAUAUAUAAAAUAUUCUUUUUGCCACACAUUUUUGUGGUAAAUUUGUGAGUUUGUCUGAUGUUCUACCACAACGUGGCGUCUGAUAACAGUGGGGUGGGGUGGGGUUUGUUAUGUCUUUAUUGAGUAUUUAAGUACUUUUUGCAACAUAAAGAACUCGUUCAUCUCUCGCCAUUCCAUCAGGCAGUGUAUCGUUCCAACUGGCUAUGAGAAGCUUCGCUGUGUGUUUUGAUGUGUCUGUCACUCAGCAAUACGAUCUAGUCAGGAAACCCGUAGGCAUUUAGGCGUAUAUAAAAUAAUGGGGUUUCAUUCAGAAUGAGCCAUUCAGCUUUUAUCCACUAUCAUUGUCUAUUUAAUAUUUUAUUAUUAGCGCCUCUGUGUUUUAACUCUUAAUUUAUGAUUAUGCUAAAAUGUUUAAAAUUUUAAUCAUGAUAAAAAGAAUUCCCUGCUUCAUAAUGUCCAGAGCUGCUUUAUAACCCUGAACCAUACUUUUCUUUCUGUGAUUUUUUUGGUUUGUUUUUGUUUUUUUUUUUUUUUCCCCUGCUAAGACAAAAUAUUAACAAAAUCCCGUUAUGGUUCAUGACAUGAAAACAGCGAUCUUGCAGCAUUGACUAAAUGCUACACGAGGCGAUGUAGAAGACUGAGAAUUAUGGACCGAAACAACUUCCAGAUGGUCGUGGAAGCCGGUAGCCAGUUAUUCAGACAGCAACUGGUGGCGUUUGCAGGAUCGCAGUCCCAGGACGAGCUGCUGGGCGUCAUCUGGGGCCUUCAUACACAGAAGAAGUAAUAGGAAUGAUAAAAAUUCACUUGUGUGCUGCUUCGAUUCGUUCCGUUGUUCGAAGGGGUGUAUCCUUACGUUGAGGUGCUGGUGGUCAGUGCCAAGUCACCAGGGACCAAUUCUCCAUUUACCGAGGUGGGUGUCCAAAGGAGAACUUCGUACCGAGACUGCUACAGCUCCAGGGGAAGGGUAUGAUUGAAUUGUGGGCGUAUUUUGGGUCGCUUAUGGAGAGAAGAGAAAAAAAAAAUGUAAAAAAAAAAAAAAAAUUAAUAAAAAAAGGGCUGUGCUAUCACAUUUUUCACUUCUGGAUAACACCUUUCUUGUGUUAAAUUUGUUCAUUUUAGGUCAGUGUUUAAAUGUACAACACUUGGAACAUGUGAUUUGGUUACAAAAAGUAUUUGUCUUAUGAAAGAAGAGAUUGCUCAGCGGUUGAUUAGUGCUUGAAGUGCUGCUUGCAGACAGCUCUUACGAGGGUAACGAGAGGUUUGGCAAAAUGGUAAAGACCUGGCAGGCUGCGGGAUUUCAUGGCAGAAAGACCCGAGAGCGGUGUGAGCCACAUCUGUAGUUUAUCAGUCCCGAACAUUGACCUUUGGGGUGUAAGCAGUGGAUACUUGGAGCUUACUCUGCCUUUUUUUUUUUUUUAAAUUGUUCACUGUGCUUACCCCUCCGCACGCUCGCACUGGCGCUGCCCGUUGCCUGCGGGGCUGAGGUGGUUCCAGGUCUGGCCCCGUUUGGUCGAGAGAGUUAGACGGUACCGAGACACGAGUCUCUAAUAAACCUGAAGUUCUGACGUUAUUGUAAAGGAGGAGUUCCUGUCCUUACUGUCGUAUCCACAGAGCAGCAAUUAAAUACAGAAGAUGCUACUUGGUGAAAAACUAAUAGCUUGUGCUGCGUUCUCUGGUCCGCUCACGCGCUGCCAAAUAGAGAUACAGAAAUAAAAAAAGUCACGUGGAUGACGCGUAGCACCCGAAGUUCUUGGGUAAACAUCUCCCUGGCAGGACGUUGUUGGAGCUUUGUGCUUAAUUAGCCAGUCCGCGUUUUGUUAUUAAUUGCCUCUUCGCCGGCUGAUCGCCUCACUCAAGCCGAGUGCUUUGCUAGUAUUCUAACAAAAAUAGCUGAAGAGACAAUUUCAGCUUUGCCAUUUCAAAGUGGAUGUUUAAUCACCGACCAUUUUAUUAGAAUUAAUUACUGACAGGGCGGUCGCUUCCUAUGUAGUGUUAAGAUAGACUAAAGCACGCGCAGUUAAGCGUUCGGAACUUCAGCAGGUUUUUUUCCUGGAAAUCCUAAGUCUGGGCAGCUCUAUCAGUGGACAUUCCCCUAAUUGAGAUGAGUUGGACUUUUUUUUAAAGCGUCUGUUGUAGUAUUGAUUUAGGAUAUUGUUUCUAAAAAGAAAACUUGUCUGAGCAGGUUUUUUACUCCUGUUGCCUUUCCAGAGACCUCAGAAAGAAGUCGGAAGCUUGUUUGGGAUAAAGCAGUGUUUAAAUCGCUAUUUGAGUAGCAGGAAAGGUGAUUUAUUAAAAUAAAAAUGAAAAAGUUGUUACUGGACUAGCGUGUGUGUGCACACGGUCAGUAAGCGUGAGAAAAGGGUUUUGCCGUCAGUUGUUGAAUCUCGUGCGGCUGCGCGGCAGACGCGGGUCGCUGCUUCGGGUGCUGGCGGGAGAGGACACGAGGGUUACGACUCGUGGCCGAGCCACGGAAGCAGGAACGGGGAGAAGGAGUCGCUUCGCGUGCUCUGAGCUGUGAGCGCAGGCGGAAGGCGAGAAGGAGAAAUACUGAUCGCCGGUGACGUCGCGUUAGUGCAAAACGUAUUUUCCAAGGAAUAAGUGUGUUCUGUGUUCCAGAGGGACUGGUGGCAGCUCCGUUAUUUUAGAAGCUAAAAGGAAACCGGUGCCGAGAUGCUUUUGGGGUUUUUGUUUUACCGGGGAGCCGUCCUUUGGGAUGGAUUGCGAGAACUCCGUGUUCUUGCUCGGACCAGUUACACCAGUUGCGUAUGUCAGUAUGGAGCCCGCAAACAGCCUGUGCCGCUGCAGGCAGGGAUGGCGCGCGGAGCAUCCCCCUCGGACACGGAUCGGGGGUGGUUACCCACAAGGAAAAAGGCAGCAGGAGGUGAACUGCUGUACGAGGGGACACGAGAAAUCCCGCGGCUGCGUGUGGGGCGCUGAGGGGUUGCACGGGAGGAGAGGCUUCUCCUUUCUUACGACCUGUGGCGGUGUGUAAAUAUGGCAAGCCUGUAUAUUCUAGGGUGAUAUAUGUGUAUAUAGAGGACUCCUAUAUCUAUUACAUAGAAAUAAUUAGUAGACACACACAUAGAAUACUGUUAUCUUUACAUUUUUAUAAACCGGAAAUAAUAUUACUUUUCCUUAGCAUUUACCAAGGUUUUUGUAGUAACUCGGUAGUAGUUGUAUAAACACCUUUCAGUACUGUACACGUGGCGCCGUUGGCAACGUUGCUCCAGAAACUCGCUCUGCUUGUGAACGUCGGGAACAUCCCUGGGUUUAAAAACAGCUGUACACUUUUGUAUUUUUAUAUAUUUUUAUUAAGAAUCGCAGAUGUGCCAUUAGCAGAACGGUAGAACCCAGCGCCUUGCCCGCCGGAUGGGCUCGGGAAACGCGGCGGCGGCAGAGGCGUUCUGCAUCCGCCUGCUCCCCGCCACCUUCCAAGCGACUCCUGGCUCCAGGACCUUUUCCGUUCCCCGUCUCCCGCGGCUCGUGCCGGUAGGGAACAGCGGUGGCUGCGCUGCUCCGCGGGAGCCAGUCUCCCGGUGGGGGUCGUUGAAUGUUCUUGCCUAGCGAAGCAUCCCGGCUGCCGCGCAGUGGGGUCGGUUUGGAUCGGGAAGGUGAAGCUUGAUCUGUCGUUCCUCUCCUCUCUGGUCUGGUAAAGGCAGGGGCAUCUUUAAAUUAUUUUUUUAACUGACUCUGUACUGCACCAGUCGAUACCUAGAAAAGCCUCUCCGUGAAAGCUGGUGAAAGCUCUCCCUGGUUUCUAGCCGUGCCCCGACUCGUACUGAUUUCUUACAGCUUGUGAGAGAAAUUCAGCUCUCAAAGAAAUCCAGAUCGUAAAAGCCCUGGCAUGUAUUUUGUCUCCAGGACUCUUCAGGCCACAUCAGGCGUGUCGCUGCGGUGUGGCAUUAGGUUGCCGGCUGGAUGUUACUGUCCUGGUACCGGCUUUCUCCGAGCGCCUCUGCCAAAGCGACCGUCCCGAUUCCCUCUCUCGCCCAUCCCUUGCAGGUCCGAUCUCUGCUGCCUCCGCAGAUGCAGAGCUGCUGCCGCAACUUCUGCUGGUAGAGGUCAUGAAAUUGCCUCAGAGCAUUCAAGUGUUCUGGGAGAAGGGUGAGGAGUCCGAGGAUUUCCCUGCUCGCUGGGACACUCGCCUGCGCUCUUUGCAGGUGGCUGCUUCAGCCUCCAGAACCGCAGCGCCCAGCGGCAGCCCCCUCUCCCCCUCUCCCCUCUCCCAGCUCUCUGCAUUUGCUCCAGCACUCAGAGGAGCGAAGGGUCCCGCGUUUGGAUCCCCUGGGGGCCCUUUGCUCCUUUCCAGUCCUGGGCCGGAGCCGGGGGCCUGGCAGCGGGUCCUUGUGCGACGGGUCCCCACGCAGCAGCGCGGCCGCCCUCGGGUAUCGGCGCUGGGGGGAAGCGGUAUCACAAGUGGGAUACCACACUCCGGUAGCCUGCUCAAGCAGACCACAGUAUGCCUGAAGUGUUUUUAUUUAUUUAUUUUUUUAAAAUUCUGGACAUUAUUUGAAAUGAGGCGAUUUGAAAUCUUUAGAUCUGAGCUCAUUAUUGAGUAAGCUCCAAAACCCUUCAGAGCUUUCUACCUCUGUUGCCAGCUGCAUCUGCAAGUGGUUUACCCGCCUUUCUGCCGUGUUUUCCUGGGGUGCACUGAUCGACCGCUGAGCUGCCUCUUCCCCUGUCCUGCAAUGUGAAAGUAGCACCAGAUAUUCCUCUCUGCAUUUCUGUGUAUAAUGGCUUUCGUAGUUGGGAUUUCAAGGCACUGAUACCCGGUGUUUUCAGUUUGUUCUAUGAGGGGAUAUUUCAUUUGCAUCUAUGUUUUUAGCUAUCCUGUGAUAACUUGUUGAAUAUUAAAAAAUAAAAAUAUUUUGCUUCUAUUGGGACAUUUGUAUACUCGCAACUAUAUUUCUGUAAACAGCCGCAGUCAAGAAUAAAACAAUGAAAGUUUUCAUUUUGCAGUGUAAA
Messenger RNA from Grus americana (Whooping crane), 12131 nucleotides. It is a transcript of the gene NFAT5, whose product is annotated as nuclear factor of activated T cells 5. Gene Ontology annotation, cellular component: transcription regulator complex. Gene Ontology annotation, biological process: regulation of transcription by RNA polymerase II; calcineurin-NFAT signaling cascade; cytokine production. Gene Ontology annotation, molecular function: RNA polymerase II cis-regulatory region sequence-specific DNA binding; DNA-binding transcription factor activity, RNA polymerase II-specific; transcription factor binding. Bases 814 to 5124 code for a protein of 1436 amino acids. The record is from RefSeq and is a predicted model, not a curated record. NCBI's taxonomy places the organism in Eukaryota, Metazoa, Chordata, Aves, Gruiformes, Gruidae. The transcript is spliced from 14 exons.